AGGCACUUAUGGCUACGGUGAGGAAACGUCAGAGAGAUUGGCCGUGAUUUUUAUUCUUCGUUUUUUUGAAGUCCAGUUUCCUUUGCUGUGUUGCCCAGUUUAGGUUUAUUUCCUUGUGAACAGUUUACCCUUUAAGUCAGGCGUGUCUUCCGUCCCCUUCCUCUUGGGUUAAUUAAGUCUUAUUUUAGUAAAUGAUGAGAAGAGAGUAGCAGUGCGUCGUCUGCAGUCUCAAGGAUCUUCCUAAAAAAUAAGUAAAAAAAAAAAGUUGUGAUGGCAGAGAGGGAAGUUAAGGAGAACAGUGAGAUGGAUGACCUGGAAGAUGCUAUGGGAGCUCUGUUAACAUCAGAGAACUACAUCAUUGUUGACAUUGGAGCUAACUUGACCAACAAAAAGUUCACAAGGGACCUAGACUCUGUUGUGUCAAGAGCUCGAGAUGCAGGAGUUCAUAAGAUCAUGGUGACGGGCAUCACAGUACAGAGCAGCAAAGACGCACUUCGCCUAACUCGUCUCUUCCCUGAAACACUUUACUCAACAGCAGGUAUCCAUCCUCAUGAAGCAAAGUCAUGGGAUGAUGAAACAGAAGAGGCACUUAGAGAAUUAGCGGCCAAUCAUGAAGUAGUGGCCAUUGGCGAGUGCGGACUGGACUUCAAUCGAAACUUUUCUCCUCAGGAUGUCCAGCUGGAGGUCUUUGAAAAGCAGGUCUCAUUAGCAUGUGAACUGAGGAAACCUUUAUUUGUACACGAACGAGACGCCCACAAGGAGGUGCUGGAGGUUUUGGGAAAGUACAAGGGUCGUCUGCCUCCGGUUGUAAUCCAUUGUUUCACUGGGGAUACUGCCCAGGCUACUGCCUACCUCAAAGAAGGCUGCUAUAUUGGACUAACAGGGUAUGUAUGGAAAGACAAGUCUGAGGAUGGCGUGCGACGUAUCUUGGAAGAUGGAGUGGUUCCCCUUGACCGCCUUUUAGUGGAAACUGAUUCUCCAUUCAUGUAUCCCAACACCCGUGCCUCCAAGCUUCCUCCUUAUGUUAAAGAGACUCUCACGGAAAGAUCUUUGACGUUUCUUCACCGAUAUUGCACUUUCCAACGUAACGAACCAUGUUCCCUUCCUGUAACUAUUGAAAUGAUUGCAGCUUACAUGAAGAAGAAGUCAGAACAGGUAGCUCUUCAAACCACUUUCAAUGCUCUUAAGGUAUUUGGUUUAAGCUCAUAAAUGAUUGGAAUGUAGGAAAUUUAUAUUAGUAAUUUUUGCAGUAUAAUUUGCAAUAAUUGUGCGAGUUCUGUUAGUAUUCAUCGUUACUUUGUAUUAUUAAAGUUUUAAUGUUUACCUAAAAAAAAUUCUCAAGCAAUAUUCAGAAUUUUUUAAUAUUUUCGGUUUUAUUAUUUAAUGUAAUAUAUGUGUG
Molecule: messenger RNA, 1399 nt
Organism: Cherax quadricarinatus
Lineage: Eukaryota; Metazoa; Arthropoda; Malacostraca; Decapoda; Parastacidae
Product: 3'-5' ssDNA/RNA exonuclease TatD
Cellular component (GO): cytosol
Molecular function (GO): single-stranded DNA 3'-5' DNA exonuclease activity
Source: RefSeq, a predicted model, not a curated record